Molecule: messenger RNA, 10816 nt
Organism: Lymnaea stagnalis (great pond snail)
Lineage: Eukaryota; Metazoa; Mollusca; Gastropoda; Lymnaeidae
Source: the annotation of a GenBank genome assembly
CUUCAAGCAGUCAGUCGAGCUGCGUGAGUCUAUGAGGGAGGGUAUCGUCGCAUUUUUGCGAAAAAUCCGCUGUUGUACGCGGUCGGUACCAUUUUAGGGGUCAUAAUAGUGUACUUUUAUUGGCCGUAAUGACUAUCAUUCUCUUUCUUGUAGACACUAGUGCGUCUAUGAACCAACGUACUUAUUUGGGAACGGCAUUGAUUGAUGUAGCGAAAGCAGCAGUUGAAAAUUUUAUGAAGGUAAACAAAAACAUAAGAAUCAAAACAAUGAAAGAUCAACACUAUCUUUUGGUAAUUUUUUUUAAAAAAAAGUAUGUUAACUUUUAAAAAAAAAAUCAGGUCAGUGAAACAUUUUUUUUCUUUUCUUUUUAGAGCCGAUCCCGCGAUGGGAGCAGUCGAUGGGACCGUUACAUGCUCCUGACUUUCGAAGAUCCACCAGCGAAUGUAAAGGUAAAACGAAGCAUUGGCUAAAUUCCGGCGCCUCUUUAUAAACGUUUGGGUACUUUAUUUCGAAACUGUGUGAAAGGCUUUAUUAUUUCCCAAAUAUUUGCAUUAUAUAGUCGAAUAAAUGACAAAUAUUACAAGAAAUUUGUCAGUUUACCAUGGUCGUCGCCAUUUUGCCCUCAAUAGCGAAGUGGAUGCUGGGAAGGGUUAAAUGUUGACCCAGCAACGAGAGGUCAAGUUAAUAGGUCAGGUCAUAGUUUACAGGUCAACAAAACAUAAAGAAAAAUGUAGUUAUGUUACUAUCGUUUCAUUGAGCAUUGUUAAUUUGAAAUAAAUAUUGAGAACUCCUGAUGAACAUUAAAAGGUGAACGAAAAUUAGUUGAUUUUUUAAAGUGCAGUUAAUAAACAGGCCAAUACUAAUUCUAAUCUUAUUUAUAGUCAAUAAAAGUAGACCAAUUAAUGAAUUAAUUAAAAUUAAUAAGUCAGGCCAAGAUUGUACUGGUACUACCAAUGAAUGACUAAUUGACUAAUGAUUACUGUAACCUCUGCCACUCAGCUUUUCUGAUAAAGAAAUUGAACCUGAUCAGCACAAAUCUGUAGAAUGUAAAAAGUGCUACAGCUACAGUUAAAUGAUUUGUUAUGGUGGAUCAUAAAAAAGCAUCAGAUAUUAAUAACAUAAUAAUAAUUUUAAUGUUAGUAUUAAUUUUAUUAAUAGUAAUAAUAGUAACCUUAUGGGUGUUGUCAUUUUACUUUUACAUUUUUAUGAAAUUUGAAUUUCUCCAUGCAAUUUAUUUAUCCAUCUAGGCUGGUUGGAAAGAAAGUCAUUUAACAUUUGCUUCAGAGCUGAAGAAUUUGAGGGCAGCUGGCUUGUCAACACUUGGACCUUCUUUAAAACAUGCUUUUGAUUUGCUUAAUUUAAAUAGAAUGACAAGUGGUAUUGAUACAUAUGGACAGGUAGAUGAAAUUGUUACAUUCUUACUGAUUUUUGCAGCCAGUUUUACAAGAAAUUUAAGUAAAUUUAGUAGUGCUGACCCGGAUACCUGGAAACAUCAAGUAUUCACAUACCCAGACCUGGCAACAACAAAUAUAAUAAAAGGAACUGGGUCCGGUUGGUAAAAUAAAAAGUUAUCUUUUGGUUUUUUUUUCCACCCAAUAAAAUGAAAAGUGCACAAAUAGAAUUAGUAUAUCUUUUUUACAUUCUUUUUUUGGCACAUUUUACCUGAAUUAAAUAACAGAAAAUACUUAAUUUCACAUGAUGAGUGGCUGAUGAUCCUGAGUAGCCAAUAUUUUUGUUUGUGUGAAUCAUUUCUAAUAUACUAUGCAUAUAAUGGUAUCAAAAAAGUGAAAACUGCCUGCAGCAACACUAGGGCACAUAACUAAAACCCAGCUCUAUGUUUAUUGUUUAUGGAUUAGGGCAGUCGUUCUCAAACUGGGUAACAAUCCUCGGGGGGGGGGGGGGAUACCCAACAAAAUGCAAGGGUUCCCUUGGGAAUUUCGGGAGGGGGGGGGGGGUUAAUUUGAAUUUUCUUUUUNACUACACAUUUACUCUGUCUACACUACAUUAAAUAAAAUAUAAAUAUAACUAGCAGUUCAUUUUCUUUUCAUUUAUUUCCCCCUAAAUUGCCUAAACUUACAAGUUAGGAGCUUCCAUGCAAAACUAUAGCCAGGUGUCAAAUUUCUGGGGACUGGGUUACAGAGUCUCCUCUACAAAACUCUCCAAACUUCUUAGACCUUAAUUCUGCUUCCUUCCACCUCCGAUCAAAACUUAAGUACCAACUCCUUUUUGAUUUUACUGGUACUACUACUUUUGAAAAAAAGCUCUGCCCCCCCCCCCCCUCACCCCAACACCCAAUUUCAAGGUAUGCACUAAUUCUGGUUGUGGUUUGCCACAACUUGGCAAAUGUUAUAAAGGGCUCAUGACAUUUAAAAGCUAGAGAACGGCUGGGUUAGGAUUAUAUUAUUUAGCUGUUACUGUUAGUGUUUUUAAUCCUCCAACACUGAUACCUUUGUGAUCGCUACUGGUUCUAUGCAUGCACUUUUUACUUUCUCACAUUGGGUAGAAAUUAGAACACAUUAUAGAAGUUAACUCUUUUUUUUUUUUAAAUACCUGGACACAGACCUCCUGGAUAUUGUCUCAAUUACCCUAUCCAGGGGUAAGAAAACUGCUCUAGGCUCAGCCCUAAUAUUUAUAAAACAUAGAAUACAAUUUGUUACAAUUAUAAUUAUUUAUUAUAUAUUUAUUUUGACAUACCCGUAAUCAUAAUCCAGAUCUUAGUUAACCACAUGAAUUGAAUUUAUUAAAAUAUUUCUUUGAUGACAAAUAAUUUAUUAUUUCCAAUAGGGCCGGAGUCCAUUUUAUAAUGAGUCCACAAUUAUCAUAGUGAUAACUGAUGGUGGCCACCUAACAACACCUAAUGGUGUACAGUCAGAGGUAAGAAAGUAAGCCAUCUAACAACACCUAAUGGUGUACAGUCAGAGGUAAGAAAGUAAGAAGAUGAGAUUUAGUAUUAGUAAAUUUCAAUACUUGUUUUAUCACACUGAACCUGAAUUCAAUUAAUUUGGUAUAAUCUUUUUAUUUAGUUGAAUCUUCCGAUGAACUCAGUAGUGCCUGGUGCAGAAUUGACAAAAGAGCCAUUCCGUUGGGAUCAGCGAAUUUUUAGUUUAGUCAUGAGACUACCAGCUAGUGUACCACCAGAUGUAUCUGCUUUUCCAUUUAUCCCCUCUGCUGAGAACACUGCUAUUGAUGUUAUGUGUGAAGUUACUGGAGGUAUGUGAAAUAUUAUUUAUAGAACCUUACUAUUAUCAAAUUUGUGGAUUUUUCAUGUCACUUCAAUUUACCUUUAAAUUUAAAUAAUUUUACACCACCUCAGAAUUUCCACUGGUAAAUUUUAAAUGUUUUUGUAAAGCUGUAAAUGCAUUCACCAUUCCUUAAUUCUGUAAUCAUAGGUCGGUCUUAUGCUGUUUACAGUCAGAAAAUGAUGAAUGCAGCCAUAGAAUCCUUGGUCCAGAAGGUUCAGUGUGGUGUGGUUAUAAAUUUUGAAAAGUUUGGUCCUGACCCACCACCAAUAACAGAUGCCAUGAGGAUGGAAUCUGAUGCUAAUGGCAAUGCUAAAGGUACUUCCUGCAAUCUCAUGUAGUUACUUGUAAUAGUUCUUGAGUAAAUGUGUGAUUGAUGUAGGUGGAAAAAACAGACAAAAGCAACUAACUUUUGAGGCUCCAUUAAUAAACUUUACAUUGUAAGAUUAUCCACAAUGCUCUCUAACUCUAAUUUAAUUCCUUAAUAUUUUUUGUACCUUCAUAGAAAAUCUGGAUACAAACAAACCUAUCCACCUGGAUGAUGAGGAUAAAAAACUUAUGGGUCUUCAAAGCAGUAAUGGACAUCAGCAGCAGAAUCUGGCAUGGCACAGCUGUCGCAGGCUUAUAUAUGUGCCGCGCUCUGCCCAGAAAGGACACUGUACUGGCCAUUGGCCUAUUCCAGAAGGAUACUGGCCAGAUAUUACAAGCCCUACUUUGGUAAGGAAUUAAAGGAAGAUUAGCGAAAGCUUUGAAAGCUAGAAAAUUAAUUAACUCAUUCCCUCCUGCAGUGCUACUUGCGUAUUUAUUUGCCUGAGAAAGGGAAGUAACCCCGUUUACAUUUUUUAAAUAUGUAUUUAAGCUACUAAAUAUUAUUUAAUGUUAACGAAUUAAGAACAAAUGCAUCAAAGAAUGAAUAAGGUUUAAUAUAAAAUAUAACAUUAGCGGGGGGGAAAUAACGAACAAUGGCCAAAAAAUCGAUUUUCGGCACCUCGGACAAAUGCUACAUAUUAACGCGCCGUACUAAAGCACACUUAGUUUUAAAGGUAGUUUUAAAGUGAAACAAGAUAAAAACUUCCGGUUUUUAACUUAAAAUCACGUUGAACCACGCCAUCGCCGGAAGUCUCGAGGGAUGCAAGAUUUCAUUGCUAUUUUUAAAUAGAUAUGAGAUAGGUAUGUCUCUAUGCGCGGGGCGCAUUUGGAUGCAUCUGACGAAAUCCGUAAAAGACGCAUUAAUCGCAAACGUCGGGAAUGAGUUAAAAAGCAGGCAUAAAAAACCAUUUCAUUGUAUUGAUAUUAUUGUCUUGAAAAGGUAUAGUAAUUACUAGCAAACUGAGAAAAUUGUCAAAGAGUCGUGUGUUUAUCAUAAAAGUCAAUUAAUGUGUUGUACAUCACUUUAACUGUAAGUGUUGUUAUAAUUGAUAUUGUUUUUCUUCUCGGCCAGCCACCUCGAACUGCCCACCCAGUGGUUCAGUUCUCCUGCCAGCUGUCUGAUCCUCUCGUGAUAGAAAACCUUCCUUUUGACAAGUAUGAGUUAGAGCCUUCACCACUGACACAGUUCAUUUUAGAGCGAAGACAGCCAAACACGUGUUGGCAGGUAAUCUUAAAGCAUGCCCUUUUGUAAAGAUUAGUAACACUGAAAUUCUGCCCAUUAUGUUUCCUAUUUGUAGGGGGUUUUUUGUGUGCUUUUUUCAAAUUAAAUUUUCUGUCCUUUAUUAUCAGGUAUUUGUGGCCAACAGCUCUAAGAUUAGUGACAUGUGCCACCCAUUUGGAUAUUUGAAAGCCAGCAGUACCCUUACUACAGUGAACCUCUUUGUGAUGCCUUACAAUUAUCCUGUGUUAUUGCCAUUGCUAGGUAAAUUGUGAAUAGCAUUCCUCAUAUUCAGUUCUAAAGAAGUGUUUGUAGUUAGGUUAAAUACAUUUUUAUUAUCAAAGUAGUAUAUAUGCAUAUUUAGACCAAUUUUAUUCCCUAACAUCUUUUAAUAUUAAAUUAUAAAGAUUAUUGCCAUCAUAAAUUGUAUAAUUAUUUUUUUUCUUCAUUCAGAUGAAUUGUUUAAAAUCCACAAUUUAAAGCCAAAUCAGCAAUGGAGGCAAAGAUUUGAGAACUACUUAAAAACUAUGCCAGGAUACUAUGCCCCGGUCAGUAAUUGUGGCUCUUUUACUUAUGGGGAGAUUUGGAUGAAACUUUGUGAAAAUAAUUUGUUAAUUUUAAAAAACUUGUACCUGUGACUUUGAAUGUUGCUUCCACUAGAUCUUAGAAAGGUAUAUUUGCAUCACUGUGUAUUUGUUUGGUUUCUGUUUUGAUAACUUUUUUUUUUCCUGCAGAAUCUGCGACGAGCUUUAGUUAGAAUGGGUGCACCAAACUUAGUGUCUGAUAACAUGGACAAUUGCCUUAGCUACAGUGUCAUUACAUACCUCAAAAAGUUGAAAAAUCAGGUAAAGAUCAAUAUUCAUUAAUACGUUGUUUUUGGUUUUUUUUGUCUUUUUUUUUUCUUAUUACAAUGACUUUUAAUAGUACUUCAACUCCUUAAUCCAUUUAUAUUUGAUCUUUUGCUUUCCGUUUCUUUCUAAACUUGAUUUGGUGAUGUCAAAUGAAGAUUAUCUUUGUUUUAGGCGAGGAUAGAGAUGGAUAGACUCAAUGCUUCCAUUGGACAAAAACCUACCAGACAUGAAGGAAUAAGAGUAAACACCAGGUUAGUUACCAAUGUGCUGGAUUUGUAAAAAUAUUUUUUACUUUACAUUAAUUUCACAAUUUUAAUUCAAAGGCGUGUUAUUAUGUUUCAUACAUUUUCUUUCUCUUCCAGGAGCAAAACAUCAAUUUUACAGAGAAAAGAUUUCCACCAAUUAUUGGCUAACCUAGGGGGAAACAUGGCGGGAUUAAAACAAGAGCUACAGCAGGACUAUAGUGGUUUUACAUUAGCGGUUGAGGAUCCAGACAUCAAGCCACAGUUCUACAGGUGAGGUCUUAACAUAUUUUCAAGUUUGAACACUUGUUAGGGGCUAAGCCACUUCUGUCAUUAAUAACGUGAUAUUCGCUGUCACAUAUUUAUACUGUAUUGAGAUUUUACUUUUUUUUAAGACAUUGACAUAAUUUAAUUGAAAUAUUCAUUUUUAGUUGCAAUAAAUUUUAACCUUCCAGAAAUCCUUACGACAUACCUCGCAAAAGCCUCAUUGAUCAAAUUAGCAGAAUGAAAAAUAAUUUCCUCAGGACUUCAAUCAAUUCAGAAUCUCUCAUUGAUCUAGGUAUGACUGAAAACUUUAUUAUGUCUUUGCAAGUUUUUAUUUUUAUUUUAAGUGGUGUCAUUUUUGGGAUACCUGCAUGGGAUAUAACAAAGAAAUCAAAUCAUUUUUAAACUCGAUAAAAAAUUUGAAUUAAUGGAACUUUGCAACAUUGUAACUUUAUAACUAUUUAAAGUUGAAAUUCACCAUUCCUAAAUAUCUUAAAUGAAAAUCUUGCCUAUAGAUGAAAGGCACAGAGUAGCUAUCAGUCAGAUGGGCAACUACCAGGAAGUACUCAAGAAACAACCGCCUGCAUUGAGAGAGCUGGAGAGCACACCUACAAGAAUGCAUAUGUUUGGUAAUCCUUUCAAAGUCAACAAACAGGUUUGUUUCAACAAAGUAUUAUCUUAAGGGCUUGGAAAUCAGAAUAAGGUAGCUGAUUUCAGUGCCACUGCAGACCUUUGUAGAUUGAAUUUUUUUUUGCUUCAUUCAAAUAAAAUUUGGAAAAUUCUUAUUUUAUUUUUCUAAUGGAGUCUUCCUUUUUUUAAAUACCUGUAACUAGAGGAGUGUAUUUGCUAUGAUGUAAUCAAGAUGAAAGAAGUUAUCUUUAACUUUCCAUUACCUAGCUUACCGUUGAUGAAGCUGAGGAAGCCAUUGUGAUAGGUAAUUCCCCCAGGAAAAGAACUGCUUCAGAAAGUCCACCUAAUUCUCCUCAUCGUAAAAGAAAGCCAGGUAAAUAUUGAUAUGAAUUUAUUGUCUUAAAUUAUUAAAAUAUUCUAUAGUGCUGUAGGAUUUUAAUUAUAUCUUUAGUACUGGUACUGGUAGUUCAAACUUGGUGUUUCAAACAUGUUCUUGUGAUACAUUUAUUUUAUUGUCAGAAUGUUUAAAAUUUUAAAAUAGAGCUCCUUAAUAAUUUUAGCUGCUGUAUCAAGAAAUUAAUGGAAACAUUACCUAUUUAACAGGUCCACUGCCACGUGAUUUACCAUACCGUCGACCGUCUACCUCAUCGAUUACACCGCCAUCCAGUCCAGCACCAUCUACAGUUUCGGAUUCCGAAUUUGAGUCAGGUAAGUAUACAUUCCACACCAGAGGAAGGUACCAUCAUUUUUGUUUGUUUUGCUCUACUUACUACGGCUGCUCUUUUAGUAAAUUGUUAAAAUUAAACAGUUUUUUUUUAAUACAAAAGUUCAUCAGAUAUUUAAUAACAACCUAUUUGCAAAUCUAGUGUCCCAGAAUUUUCAAGCUGUUUUUUCUUUUACAGUUCUUGAUUUUAUUUUGUUCUUGUCUAAUAAAUUUGACUUACUUUUAGAAUUUAAGCUAUGGCAACAGUAUUGUAAGUAACCUAUUUCAAAACCAUAUCCAUCAAUUAAAAUCAAUCUGAAUUUGAUUUUUCAUCUCUCCACAUCUCACAUGGAUUUCCCCCUUCCCCUCUCGGUCUCUGUCUGUCUCCCUGUUAGAUGAAACACCAUUACAGAUAAUUACAGACUCUGAUGAUGACACGAGUAGCUUGGGCAGUGAUGGUGAGGAAAAUGCUUCCGUAUAUAAUCACAUGACAUCCCCAUCUCAAAAUAACUCUAGUUCUCAUAGUGAAAAUGGCAUUUCUGAUCACACCACUGUGCAUGAGAGUGUGAAUGACAGCCGACUUUUGGACACAUUAGCAGAUGCCCUUAUUGGAGACAAGAAAGAGUUGCAGGUUUGGAGUUUUAACAGACAUCUGAAACUAAUGAUAAACAAAGAAGUUAAAAGGCCAGGAAGAAGUAAGUAAAGACGCUAUUUAUUAUAUACUGAACUUUUAAAUUAAUUUAAUAAUUGCCAUUGCCCUACUUAAUUUAUCUUGAUUGGAAAAAACGUUUUGCAAACAUAGACUCUUUAUCAUGGGACUGUAUUUCGAUUAUUAUAAAUGUAUGGUGCUAAAAUGUGUUAUUCCCUUUAUGAGAGGCAUUUAAAUUGUGCUUUCCCCAUUUCGUGGGAAUACUGUAGACGAAGUGGAUAAAUUUUGCUAGCUUUUAGGUUUUUUUAAAACAUUCUAAUACAUUUAUUUUUACUACUUAUAAGACCACAAAGUGCAAAGAGAAUAAUCCUUGUGGUUUAGGCUAUUGUUCCCAAUGAUAUGGUUAUACUACCCAAAUAAUUGUUACAGGGUAAAUACAUUUUCGAUACAUUCCAUUUUUUUUAAUGCUACCAGUACAAAGUUUCCUGGGUGAUGAAAAAAAGUUUAAUCACUAUUCCCUUCUGCAUUUAACAUCACCCUGUUUCCCGGGAGAGGGAGAAUUAUCCAUUUUAGCAAUUAGAGGGUUUUUAAUACCGAUUCCAAUUAUGUCAAUAAAAUGGAAUUAGCGCUACUAUGUAAAGUUAAUUUAAUUAUGUUUUCCCUUUCUUUGUCAUCUUUUUUCGCCAGAUUUUGACAGGUUAUUUCAGCUGUUAAAUACCGUACAGGGAAGUUUUAAAGUCCAGGCAGAGUUCGUGAAAGACAUCAUUUACGAGGCACAGAGGUUCAAGCGGAAGACUCUGGUUCAGGAUUUAGAAAAAUUUAUCCAAACUAUUCAUAAUUGUAACAACACAAAACUGAACAAUAAAUUCAGCAACAAAAACACAUACAGCUGAUAAACAAGGGCCAGUGAUGAACAAAAAUUACAAACUCCAGAGCAUGCAAACAUACUGUUAGUAUAUUUGGUUUCUCUGACUGUGCUGACCAUACCUAGCGUAGAUGUUUUGCACAUCAGUUCAUCCAGAUAUAACUUGGGUAUAUUUCAGCUUUUUCCACCAGUCCAAAGUGGUGUUUUCUCUUAAAAGCAAUGCCCUAGCUUGGUAUGCAUUAUUUCCAAGUUCAGCUGUGCCUUUGGGGGCCUGAUAAGGUCUUCCUGAUUCUUUGGAGGUGACCCUAGGUGAGGAUGAAGUGACUCAAUGUGUUUUUCUCUGAUGCUCUGUGAAAUUCAUGAUUCAGAUCUGGAGUGGAAAGGAGGGGGAUAUGUUUUUCUUUAAACUUUAUCCAAAUUAAUUGCUGUGUAGGGUCCUAUUGUAUUGUAAGCUUGGGAUGUUUUUAAAAAAAUAAAUCUGAAAAUGUGUUUUAAGCAGAACAAGGCACACAAUGCAUUACAAUAUGAAUAAUCCAUUUAUUGUAGCAAAAUUAAUGUAUGCUUUGCUGAAGCCUGCAUUUAAAUUAGUAAUUGAGCUAGAAAAUCAAACAGUGAGAUUGUGACUGUUUUUAACUGCAAUUAUUUUAGUUGUGGCUCCUACCAGUCAACCACACUUGAAAAUGUUUAGACACAAGUCUUCAAAUAACUACUGCUACUACUAGUGGUGCUGGUCCAUUUUAAAGGGACACAAUUUAAUUUUUUAAAACACUUGCUGUGUCUUACGCAAGGGGAGUAAUUAACAAAAAAAGGUAUAUUUUAAUUUAUUACAUUUUUAUUUUUUUUAACAAUAAUUUACAUUCUGAGGCUCUGAAGUCUAAGAAUGAAUUCUACAUAAGUAAAUUUGGUUUAUGCGUAAGUACUCUUAUAAAAGUUAUGAUGUCCUCUUGAUAUUGUUUAAGUGUGGUCAUUUCCAAAGGUGCUCGGUGUAGCUGGUGUGGACAAUCAACUGGUCCUGAUACUUCUCAGCAAAUCAUGAGACUUGUUUACAAUGUUCACACAACAAAGACAAAAUAUCUGUGAUACAAUCAUUCAUUAGUAUUCUAGUUGUCAUGUUUUAUUGUUAACUGGCUAAGAGUCCAUUCAAAUGUAUUACUAUUUGUUUUGUUACCGGUAUGUUUUCAAAUAUUCAGAUUAUUUGGGGGACAAAGCAGACUUUUCUAAUGUAUCAAUUGGGGCUGAUUAAAAAGUUGAACUUUCAUAUUGUCAUAAAAUCAAAGACAUACAAUAAUAAAAUAAAUUAUCUUUCAUGUCAUAGGUUAGGAUACCACUUCUGUACUGUACUAUUGAUACUAAGUUAUAGUGUCUACGUAACUUUUUAGGGUAAGACAGGGUUUCCCAGCACUCCCUACAUCCAUAGGGUGCAGGUGGAAAAGUGAUUUUUUUUUUUUUAUUAUUAAAAGGAUAAGGAUGGCUCUUUUAUUAUGAAUAUUGUACUGAGUAAUAACUUUUAAUGAGUCACAGUUUCUACAGUUCUCUUUGAAAUUUAAAAAUUAUUCAAUUUAUUUUCAAAUUUAUUGCUAGACCGGUCAAAAUCUUUCUUGUAGUAGGGAUGCAGAUUUUAGAAAAUGUUGGGAAACCCUGUGGUAGAAAUAACGUACAGAAAUUUGUGUUGUCUCCUCAAAAUUUAUACGUUUAAUUUAAGUCCAGUGGUUUUUUUUUUUUAUUAAUUUGAAAGGGCUGUAAGACCUGGUAUUCAUCCAUUGUACUUCAUUGUUCCAGUUUUUA